AUGGCAACGGUCCAGCAACUUCAACAACAACAGCAACAGCCCACUACUACAACAUCAACUACAUCAAACGAUCAAUCAUCUAUACAACCGACAUCACUUCAACAACAACAAUAUGUUCAAUAUCAUCCAUUACAACAGAACAUCAACAUCAACAACUUAAAUCAUUCUUCCGAUAAUCUCCUCAGUCGAUCAUCAGACUCGAUCAAUAUUAAACUAAGCAAUAGCAGCAUUGGCAACAGCAACGAACAUUACUCCAAGACUUCAAAGACACCGCGACUAUCGACCAGCAGCCAACAGUUGCCAUCACACGACGACAUUGACUUUGACUGCAUCAAGCUGCAGCUGGAGCGCAAGCGCGUCUGUUUGGAGAAGAAGCUGAGCAUGUCGGCCAAGACCGUCGCCUGCUACGUCAACAACAUCAUGUCAUCAUUCUAUAGUCUGCGCCAGUGGCCGCUGAUACGCCAGACUCUUGUCGUGUUCCAGGUGUGCCUGCUGUGCUACCUGCUGUCCGGCGCCAUCAUCAAGUUCCAGAUGCUGGACAACAAGUCCACGCUGGUCGAUUUUUCAAACAACGAGUGCGCCAAAGGCGCAGCCAACGACGCAUGUCUCACCAAUCCCACGCAGCAAUUCGAUCGCGUACUCUUCUUCUACAACGACGGCCUGGCGCGCGACCUGGUCGAUGACCUGCUGUCCACAUUCAGCGACCACGCCAACACAUUCAGGAUCCAGAACGAGGGCUUCCCCGCGUCUUACGCCGUGUUCACGUCGUACAUGACCGGAGGUCCGCCCACCAACUUCAUGGGCGCGCCAAUCAUGGAGGACAACCUGUUGUACCAACUCACCAACUCGGGCAAGCAGAUGAAGUACGUCGGCACGAGAAUGCCUGCCUACGACGUCCUGGAGCAGGGCAACUACUUUGCCAGCGGCGUGACGCUUGAGUCGACGACCGAGUCGUCCAAGCUGUACCAGACGCUGUUCCAGUGCGAGCUCAACGACACCAAGCUGUGCGCCAACCAGUAUCUGAAUAGCGAGGCGACGGGACGCAAUACCAGCAUCUUCUUCUCGGGCGACAUUGUUGACGAGCGCAAUCACAUGACUGGCGACAAGUACGACCCGAUCACUCUGCAGAUCAUCAAGACUUGGAUCGAGGACAUGGGUCACAUCAAACAAUGGAUCGACGAUCAUCCCGAGUACUUGCUGCUGGUCUUUAGUGACCAUGGUGGCAAGCUCAAGUCCGAGACUGCGGCCCAUGGCCGCAACAAUGAUGGCAACGAAGCCUUCAUCAUGACCUAUAACCCACGCAUCCAGCCUCUACCAGCUGGAAAGCAAGAUAUAUUUAUUGACCAAGCUGGAGGAGUGUCACUGCCAGCGAUUAACAUUGGCAUGGUGAAGCCAACGACUUCGGACCCCCGCGAGGUCUACAAGCUGCUCAAGUUGAACGCCGACCAGUUCAACAGACUGGGCAAUCGUUGGAGAUACAGAAUGAACCAAGGCGACUACAAUCGCGCCAUCCAACUUGGUGCCAACGCAGACGCCAGCGAUGACGACCUUCAAGAGGGCAUCAGACUGUUCACCACAUACAUCAACGGCCUCAAGGUGCCCUUCCUCAACCUGAAGCGAUUCCCCAUGUUUGAGGUGGUCUUCUUCCCGAUCGCCAUUGGCAUUCUGAUCAUGGCGCUCAUGAAAAAGCAGUAUGGCACCUGGAAUCACUUCUACGACGAGGUCAAGAACAACUUUGCCUUGGUCAUCCUGCCAUACAUCGUCAUCUUUGGUCUCACUGCUUUGUUCUCUGGAUUCUGGGUGCUCUACUGGCACGACGACAACGAGUCCAUUCACGUCUAUGUCGCCAGCUUGCUGUGCGCCCUGGUGAUGUACUACUCGCCCAAUGCCUCUGUUAACAUCAAACGUGUUGCUGGCGCCAAGACCCCGGGUCCAAUCACAAUGGACACCUUCCCAGCCUUUGUAGAGACCGAGCCCAAUGUAAACAUCACCAAUGGACAGGACACCCCGCCCAUGGGCGGUGAGCGCGAGCAAUUGUUGCGCAGUGUCGAGCUCAAGGAGAAGGUAUUGGGAGGAUCCAAGUCAUCACUUCUGCGAUCAACAGGUUCAUUCGUCCUUGCGCCAGACAUCAGUCUCGAUCAUCCAGCAUCAGUAUCACUCUCAGUUCGCUCUCUCUCCGACUCUGACGAACUCGUCCAGAAGAACACCAACCUUGCCUAUGAGUACAAGCCAGCCGGUCAAUGGUUGAUCAAGUACGCCUUCUUCUCAUUCUCCAUGGCUGUCUGCCAGUACCUCCUCACAGUCCCCUUGGAAGAGCUCCUUUUAGUUCAUUUGUAUAAGGGAUCAUAUAUGUUGGCGGCAAUGGCCUUGACUUUGGAGCUGUACAUCCAGAGACGCAAGCUGGCAGCACACUUUGUACAUCGCAAGCCAAACACGCCAAGACCACGAGGCUUCAUGACUCCAUUGUACAUCAAGUUCACUGUGUACUACCUCAUUCUUCUUGGCAUCUAUAUCUAUGAUCGAUCAUGGCGCACCAGUCAAGUGAUGAUGCCCAAGCUGGCAUUUGUAAUCUAUCUCAUCCUGGGCCUGCAUUCAUUCAUUCUGAUGUUCUGUCCACGUUACCUCCAAGCCGACAUCUUCUUGCCGCUGUCUAUGAUGCUGUUCUUCCUGUCCAACGACAAGGAGCGCUUCUAUUUGGUUCUGUUCGUCAUCCCCCAGUUCUACUGCAUCAGCAACAUCUUCUACUUCAAGCUGUUCAACAUGGUCCGCCCCAUCCUGCAGGCCUACCAACGCUGUCAGAGCGGCUACUAUGGCAACAAGAAGAGCAGCAGCCACAACAUCUACAUGCUGAGUCUUCAAGACUUCAACUUCUUUGCCGGCAUCACCGACCACUUCCUGCCCUUUGUCGUGCUGCUGUUGGCCAGCAUUGCCCUGUCGUGCUACAAGUCCAUGAAGAUGAAUUUCCAGAUUGGCGAUGUUGCCAUCUAUGUGCCAGGUGUCUACGAUCCACCCUCGAUGCCAGUCUUCUCUGGCUUUAUCAUGGGUUUCCACAAGCUCGGAUACUUCUUCCUCCUCGGUGCCUUCCUCAUCAAGUUUGCCAACCCAUGUCCACCAGCACUCUUUGUCCGCAAGUGGUUCAACAAAAGAUUCACAUUUGGAUUCAAGAUCAAGAGCAACAGGGACUAUGAUAGGAUUGUGGAGAGCCUUGGCAUCCAGGUAUGGGGCUUCCUCAUGUUGGUGUUGCUGUGCUCAUUGUUCUUCUUCCAUCUUGGAUACUACAACUUCAUGGUGACUAAGGCCUUUGUAUUCACAGUGACCAUUAGUGUAUUUGUUAUAUUCUAUGGAGUGUCAUUGAUGACAUCAAACAUUGGCAUGCUACUAUACAACCUAUUCCAAGUGUUCAUCACCAAGAAGUCCAACGAGAUGUACUCCUCCAAUCUGCCUUACUUCUGUUUGCCACCAAAGCUUAAGUAA
Acytostelium subglobosum LB1 is the source of this 3474-nucleotide messenger RNA. RefSeq lists its product as hypothetical. Lineage: Eukaryota; Evosea; Eumycetozoa; Acytosteliales; Acytosteliaceae. Bases 1 to 3474 code for a protein of 1157 amino acids. The transcript is spliced from 4 exons. The record is from RefSeq and is a predicted model, not a curated record.